ACUGACUAUUGAAGGAGUGAGUCAAGUCAGCUGUAGAAUUUAGAUAAGGUCAUUGUACAAACAAAAUUGAUUGGCCAGCCCAUUGCCACCCACCUCAUUUAUUAGCCAGUACAUUUUAAUGCUUUCUCUGCUUUUAGUUUCUUUCUAUACUGAGUCAUUUUUAGUUCUUCUCUCCAGGUGUAUUUGCAAUAUGCAGAAAGUCCUGCAAUGGAUUGUGAUUAUUAUUAUUAUCAUUAUAAAUGGCAAUGCCGCGACAAACGAUAAACGAGCUGAUAGGAAACUUGUUACAGAUUCAGAUUCAGGUGUGAUAAGCAUUGAUUGUGGGGUAGAUGAAAGUUACACUGAUAACACAAACAAUUUUCCAUAUCAAGCCGAUGAUAUCGCCGUCAUCCGGUUUGGUCAAACCAGAAAUAUAUCAUCAGAUUAUGAACAUUCCAAUCCAGGGCAGAUUAAUAAGCAAUUGAAGUCAUUGAGAAGUUUUCCAGACGGGAAGAGAAAUUGUUAUAACUUAAAACCUAAACAGGGAAAGAACCACAAAUAUAGUAUAAGGGCUUAUUUUGAAUAUGGAAACUAUGACAACAAAAAUAAAGUACCAAUUUUCGAUCAGCAUCUUGGAGUCAAUCUUUGGAGGCACAUACAACUGAUUAAAGUUAACAGCAUUCUACGUUCCGAGGUUAUUCAUAUCAGCUCAACAGACACAAUCGAAUAUUGUCUUGUAAAUACCAAUCAAGGGGUACCUUUCGUUUCAUUAUUGGAACUAUGGCCUUUAGGUGAUUUUAAUGUUUAUCAACCGUCAUUAACUUUAUUGACUCUAGAUCUCAAGGGACGAAUCAACCUUGGCGGGUCUAAAUUUGACUUCAUCAGGUACACGGACGACAUAUUUGGUAGGUCUUGGUUGAACAGAAAAAUAUAUGAUAUGAAUCCAAAGAAGACAUCAUUAUCUAUUAAUUUGGAUACACUUGAUAACACUUACAAGCUUCCAAUCGAGGUUUUGAACUGUGCAGUUGAGGCGGUAAACCUGUCCAGUUCUUUGGAAUUCAUGUUUAAUCACAGCAAAGAUGAAGAGUAUUAUGUGUAUCUUCAUUUUUUUGACUUCUUGUCUAAUAGUAACCAGAAAAGGAUAAUGAAUAUUUCUAUCAAUGGUCCUGAUGGGGUCACAGAACCCCCUCUCACUCUUGAAUACCGGAAGCCAACCACCAUAGUUAUGAAUAUUGAAAAAGGAAACGGCAUUGAUAAUAUUUCAAUUGAAGCAACCUCUGAUUCUGAUUUACCUGCCAUGCUCAAUGCCUUUGAGAUUUUCAGGGUAAUACCUGAGACCUUUUUAGCCACGCAACAAGCCGAUGUUGAUGCCAUCUGGUAUAUCAGAGACAUUUACAAUAUCUCCAGAAUAGAUUGGCAAGGUGACCCAUGUGGACCAACAGGUUUUAGAUGGGAAGGUCUCACUUGCAGCGGUGAGAAUAAUCCAAGAAUAAUUUCACUAAACUUGAGCUCAAGCAAAUUGUCAGGCCGGAUAGAUGCUGCAUUCUCUAAACUCACAAAUUUAGAGAUUCUAGAUUUGUCAAACAAUGAACUGACCGGGGACCUGCCAGAAUUUUUAGCACAAUUACCGCGUUUGAAAAUCCUUAAUUUGUCACGGAAUAAUCUCACAGGUCUCAUUCCCGAGUCUCUAAAGGAGAAGUCACAUACUUCUUUGAAAUUGAGUUUGGAUGGAAACCUUGGUCUUUGUCAGACAGGCUCAUGCAAAAGCAAUAAAAAAAAAUGGAAUGUUAAACUGAUUGUAUCAAUAGCAGCAACAGUUGCAGUCCUCAUAAUAGUUUCCGUUGUUGUGUUGAUCUUCAGAACUAGAGGUCCAGGCCCGGCUAUGUUUCCAAAGUCAAAUAUGGAUGAGCAGCUAAACACGAAAUGUCGUGCAUUUUCUUAUUCGGAGGUUGUUAGUAUGACUGAUGAUUUCAGACAAAUGAUUGGAAAAGGUGGAUUUGGGAAGGUUUAUCUAGGUUUAAUACCUGAUGGUGAAAAUGUUGCCGUGAAGACACUCUCUUUAUCAGAAUUGCAAGGGCAUAAGGAGUUUAUAUCAGAGGUAAAUUUAUUGAUGCCUGCUCAUCAUAGAAAUGUCGUUUCUCUUGUUGGUUAUUGUGCGGAUGGUGGAAUUAGAGCACUUAUUUUUGAAUAUCUACCAGGCGGGAACCUUCAGCAACGGUUAUCAGAUAAAAACCCAAAUGUUUUGGAAUGGAAUGAGAGACUUCAAAUUGCAUUUGAUGUAGCAAAUGGUUUAGAGUAUCUGCAUAAUGGAUGCAAGCCAGCUAUAAUCCACAGAGAUUUGAAACCUCCUAACAUCUUGCUAGAUGAAAACACGCGUGCAAAGAUUUCAGACUUCGGAUUGUCUAGAGCUUUCGCAAAUGACAGUGACACUCAUAUCCUAACUAAUUGCUUUGCUGGUUCACAUGGUUACAUUGAUCCUGAAUUUCAGAACACAGGAAUUCUCAAUAAAAAGAGUGAUGUCUAUAGUUUGGGAGUAGUUUUGCUGGAGCUAGUUACAGGUCAACCAGCGUUAAUUGGAACACCAAACAAUUAUAUUCACAUACUACCAUGGGUUAAUCGAAAACUUGAAAUAGGAGAUGUUCAAGGAAUAGUUGAUCCAAGGUUACAAGGUGAAUACAAUAGAGAUUCGGCUUGGAAACUCAUUGAGACAGCCAUGUCUUGCCUUUCCCAGUUUGCAACACAGAGGCCUGACAUAAAAGAGAUUGUCUCAGAGCUAAAGGAUUGUUUGUCUCUAGUAAUGCCUAUUGAAAGGAGUGCAAGCCAAAGGAGAAGUUUAUCAGUCAAGGGCUCUAUGCAGAUUGAAAUCAAUGAAUCAGAUAUAUGUGGUCCAAAUCCUAGGUAGGGUUGUUUGUGAUGCAGCUCAUAUUCUCUAGUUUGCAAUGAUAUACUCAAUCUUCUAUGUAUUGCAUAUUGUUGUUUUGCUCUUUCUACUUCUUUUUUGAUUUGUUCUUUAUGGAUCUUUUAAUUUCUUAAUAGAAAUCAUUACUUGGUUUUAAUUUCA
Messenger RNA from Medicago truncatula (barrel medic), 3040 nucleotides. RefSeq names its product senescence-induced receptor-like serine/threonine-protein kinase. Gene Ontology annotation, molecular function: ATP binding; protein kinase activity; protein binding. NCBI's taxonomy places the organism in Eukaryota, Viridiplantae, Streptophyta, Magnoliopsida, Fabales, Fabaceae. Bases 119 to 2881 code for a protein of 920 amino acids. The record is from RefSeq and is a predicted model, not a curated record. The transcript is spliced from 13 exons. Gene Ontology annotation, biological process: protein phosphorylation.